AUGUUCGCCAUCAUGCCAUCAUAUCCAGUCUUCAACGACUUUUCAUACCAGCCGACGCGGCCGUCGCCGCUGUCGUCAUCCUCCCCGAUCCGCGCAUCGUCGCCACCGCCCGCACACCGGAGCCCCUGCGACCACAACCGGAGGCGCCAGGUUCAGUCGUCGCCUGUCCAGCCGCCGUCGUCGAAAUUCAGGUUCUCGGCGCGUCCGGCGCGUCCGAACCCCGUCGUCAGGAACCGCGAGGCUGCGCAGCAGAGCAGGAGGAGAUUGUUUCUCAAUGGCGUGCAGCAGAGGGCCGAUGAUCAUCGGUGGGAGAGGCGGGGUGUCGAGCACAAGGUGCUGAGCACAGAGUGGUUCAACGAGACGCAGGCAAGGCAGCAGGCAAAGCUGAUGGACCCGGAUAGUCUAUUGACCGAGGAGGACAUUGAAGAUGCCGAACGACUAGAAGAGGAGCGUCGGAGCAGCUACGCAGAAAUCCCCGACGACCUGAUGAUGGAUUCCAUGAUGGAGGACGAGCACGAGUUUGAGGCGUUAGUAUCAAACGUGCAACAACACCAAGUUCCAUCCAGUGGGACGACACGCCCGGACUCACCCCAUCUUUCGGACGACGAGGAUUAUGAUUCCUUAUUUAUGGACUUUCUGUCUACCCAAAAUCAAGAAAUAGCGCCAGCCUCGUCUGGUGACGUCGAAAUGUCAUAA
Pyricularia pennisetigena is the source of this 696-nucleotide messenger RNA. RefSeq lists its product as uncharacterized. The transcript is spliced from 2 exons. The coding region runs from base 1 to 696 and encodes 231 amino acids. The record is from RefSeq and is a predicted model, not a curated record. NCBI's taxonomy places the organism in Eukaryota, Fungi, Ascomycota, Sordariomycetes, Magnaporthales, Pyriculariaceae.